AUGGAUAGAAAUUUGGGAAGGGAUUAUCCUUCAAGGAAUGUAACCAUAGACGAUGAUGAAACCCUUUCAGUUUUUUCGGAUCAGAAUUUGUUGGAUGAUUUUAAUGUUGGUAGUAAUUACGAAAAUCAAAACUUUGUUCAAAUUCCUCCACUUCCGUCUGAUUCAGACUGUAAUAGUUUAAUUCAGUCGUAUAGUGUGAAUUCGGGGGGUGAUUCUCAUGAGGACUGUGAUUUGAGUGAUGUGGUCCUUAAGUACAUAAGUGAGAUGCUUAUGGAAGAAGAUACAGAAGAGAGGCCAUGUCUGUUUCAAGAGUCUGCCGCUCUUCAGGCUGCUGAGAAAUCGUUCUAUGAGGUCAUUGGGGAGAAGUACCCUCCUUCACCUGAUCGCCAGCCGAUGCCUAAUAUAGAUCGAAAAACCAAAAGCCCUGUUGAAAAAUGUGUUGGAGAUUGCAGCAAUUGUUAUGGUAGUGACAUUGCUGGUGAUGGAGACUUGUCAUGCCCAAGUUGGGUUCCUCAUCUUAGUGAGUAUGAUUCAUCCUAUGUAGAAAAUUUUUCUGUGGACCUUGCUUCACAGACCACUUCUCAGCCUUCCUACAGCAUGUCGACUAGCACUGGUCCUGUGGAUUCACUAGAGAGUACCUUCAGUAUUUCUGAUAUGUUUAGGGAUGGCCAGUCUGUUAUGAAGUUUAAAAAGGGGGUUGAGGAGUCAAGUUCCUUCCAACCUAAUGGCAACGGAUACUUUGCCAAAUGGGGGAGUACUGAGUCGGGGGUUGAGGAGUCAAGUUCCUUCCAACCUAAUGGCAACGGAUACUUUGCCAAAUGGGGGAGUACUGAGUCGGUUGUGAAGGAUCAAAAGGAAGAGAUUAAGGGUGUGAUAAUCCAAAUGGAGAAGAAGUAUGAGAACGAUUGCUCCAUUGAUGGAUCAAGGGGAAGGAAGAAUCAUCAUCGUGGAGAUUCGGAUGUCGAGAGAAGGAGUAACAAGCAGUCGGCAUUCUACACUGAAUCAACUGUGAGACCAGAAAUGUUUGAUAUGGUGCUGCUAUGUAAUGCAGGGCAAAGUGAAGCUGCUCUUCGUGAAACUUUGCAGAAUGGAAAAAGUAAAAUUCUGCCACAAAAUGGUCAAUCAAAGGGAUCUAAUGGUGGUAAGAAGGGAGGUAAAAGAGAAGUGGUGGACUUGAGAACUAUGUUGACACUCUGUGCACAAGCGGUUGCAGCUGAUGAUCGAAGGACCACAAAUGAGUUUCUGAAGCAGAUCAGGCAACAUUCUUCUCCAACAGGGGAUGGCAUGCAGAGACUGGCUUAUUAUUUUGCUGAUGGUCUUGAAGCACGCAUGGUUGGCUCUGGAACCCAGAUAUACAGAGACAUUACUAAGAUGCCAACAUCGGCUGCUGAUCUCUUGAAAGCUUACCAUCUCUUUCUUGCUGCUUGUCCCUUUAGAAAGAUCUCCAAUCUUUUCGCAAACAAGACAAUUAUGAAUGUAGCCAAAAAUGCAACCAGACUCCAUAUUAUUGAUUUUGGUAUUCUUUAUGGCUUCCAGUGGCCUUCCCUCAUACAACGUCUCUCAAAUCGCCUUGGUGGACCUCCCAAACUUCGGAUCACUGGGAUUGAUUUUCCACACCCGGGUUUCCGACCAUCAGAGUUGCUUGAGGAGACGGGAAUUCGAUUAGCUAAAUAUGCAGUGACCUUCAACGUUCCAUUUGAGUUCCAUUGCAUUGCACAGAAGUGGGAAACAAUCCAGAUAGAGGAUCUUAAGAUUGAAAAAGAUGAGGUGCUCGUAGUGAACUCUCUAUUCAGACUUAGGAAUCUACUUGAUGAGACUGUGGUGUUGGACUGUCCAAGGGAUUCUGUUCUGAAGCUUAUCAGGAAUAUGAAUCCAGAUAUUUUCAUCCAGGGGAUUGUAAAUGGCACUCAUAGUGCCCCAUUCUUUAUCACACGAUUCCGCGAGGCACUUUUUUACUUCUCUUCCUGGUUUGAAAUGCUUGAGACUAAUAUUCCCCUUCAAAUUCCAGAAAGAACACUGCUCGAGAAAAUGAUUUUAGGAAAGGAGGCAAAGAAUGUCAUUGCAUGUGAAGCUGCUGAGAGAAUUGAAAGGCCAGAGACAUACAGGCAGUGGCAAGUUCGGAAUCUCAGGGCUGGAUUUAGGCUGCUUGAUUUGAACGAGGAGAUCAAGAAGAUGGCCAAAGAUUGGGUGAAGUCAUCGUACCACCCAGAUUUCAUAAUUGAUGAAGACGCACAAUGGAUGUUGCUGGGAUGGAGGGGACGGAUUAUACGUGCACUUUCUUCUUGGAGGCCGGCAUAUUGAACACAUUUACCCAAUCACUGAAAAUUGGCCAGAUAUCAUUGAACAUGUCAACGCACUUUAAUAUCUUGAGCAAAUUACUGUUCAUUUCUAGACUGAUUGUUUCUGUUUAAAAUCCUAGAUGCAUACUGUCUUUCUUUUCAUCUGGUUUACUUGUAGUGCACAUGGAUAUUGUAUGUAGUCUUCCAUGUUAAGAUAUGUACAAACCUAAGGUUCAAAAUAUGCUCACUGUGUCUACUUAGCAGGCAUGGUGGGAGAAGAAUUUUGAGGUGCUGCCUUCCUAUUGUUUUGCUAUGCAGACUCCAAAUGCAGUAAGCUGUACCAGUUACCAUCAAUUCAAUGUAAAAAUCAUAAUUUACAGUUGUGAUCCUGAUACUUAUUAGACACAUUUCUGUAUGCUGUUGUGAGGAAAUGGGCAAAGUCGGAAUCCGACAGAUAAAAGGGAAAAUAAUCUGGAAGAAGAACAACC
Ilex paraguariensis (yerba mate) is the source of this 2767-nucleotide messenger RNA. The record is from the annotation of a GenBank genome assembly. Lineage: Eukaryota; Viridiplantae; Streptophyta; Magnoliopsida; Aquifoliales; Aquifoliaceae.